Molecule: messenger RNA, 2695 nt
Organism: Magallana angulata
Lineage: Eukaryota; Metazoa; Mollusca; Bivalvia; Ostreida; Ostreidae
Exons: 8
Coding region: 126-1340 (404 amino acids)
Source: RefSeq, a predicted model, not a curated record
GACGCUAUAACGUGUUGUAAAAUCAUUUAUAUGAAAACGUGAAACUCUUUGUGCAGUAUUUAUGACAUCUUAUCUGUUUUUACCGGUAUACAAUUUAUAAGUAGGCAGACAUUGACAGUGGCAAAAUGAUAAGGAUUAGAGAACUCCAGUUUGCAUUCUUGAUUAGCUUGCUUGGAAGCAGAUGUAUAUCAUGGGGAUCACGACAUGAAAUUUUUUGUCUGAAAGAAGCCAUCAGUUUCUAUCAAAGUGCCAUUUUAUGCGCGAGCGGAAAUUUUAACAGUUCUUGUAAACGUUAUUGUAAUUCAUCACAAACGAGCCCCUUCAGUGAAAAUUUCUGUACUGGAUCUAGCUCUAAAACUGCCGAGAUCGUCAUCAAAUAUCUAAACGUCAAUGAAACAUUGACAUUUACCUCAGUUGGUAGAACAGCUUUACAAAUUUCCUGUGAAUUUCCAGGGAAUGACUUCUGCAGCGAAAGUGGUAAUGCAAAUAAAUCAUCGUCAGAAUGUCUGACAACACAGAGAACGGUCAUUUCAACAGAAGCAAAGUCUACAAAAGAUUUCACAUCACCUAAAACAACAAAGCCAGACGAGAUUUCUCGGAAAACAGUACAAGAUACAACACUAACUUCCUUGCCUCUUAUAACGGAUUCAUUGUUAACACCAUCUUUUACAUUCAUGUCAAGAGAGACCACAAGUUCAGAUGUUACAAUUACAAUUAACAAUGUGAGUGACGUUAAAGACCAGGCAAGAUCUCAAGUCUGUUCCCAGAAUACCGGGAUAAUCGUAGGAGCUGUAAUGAUAGGAUUUAUCGUCGGAACAAGUACAACUGCGGUUAUAUUUUUUUUCCUAAAAAGAAGAACAGAACAAAUAUCCAAGAAUCAUACUGUAUCGCAUCCAAUAUAUGACUUAAAUGAGAGACAAACCAGUAUCAGAGCGACUCCAGGAGAGACGUACAAUGAUAUACAAAUUGAACCACAAAGUCCAAAGAUAUCGUGCGUUUUGCCAAUCACAAAGGAAGAAAUAAAGUCCAGUACUGCAACCAACGAUCCCGAAAUCUACCAUCAUCUACGGGAAGACUACGCUGUAAAGGACAGAAGUAACUACUAUGACCAUGCAAUGCCACUGAAUGGUCCACAAGAAAUAGAAUCUGAACAAUAUGGUAAACUGAAGAUCGAAGAAAACGGAGCAUACUCAACCUUUACAAACACAAAUUAUACCGGACCCGACUCAGUUAGAAAUGAAGCCUACUCUACCAUUGAAACCAACGAGUUUCAGUUGAUGGAAAUUGAAGGCAAUAAUGCGGACAACAGUGCCAGUUAUUUUGUUUUGGCUAAAGAAUAAGAUACAGGCAGUUCUGUUUAUUACUUUUUUGAUAAUUAUUCUAACAGUUGCAGUUUGCAUGAAAUGUAUGUAGAUCCUCAGACGACCGGUGUAAUGAAGAAUAAUGACCCCCGUAGAAUAAUGACCGGGGGUCAUUUUUCUACGUAGAAUAAUGACCCCUCCUAGCUGAAGAAUAAUUGGAUUUUUCUGAAGAAAAAAGACCCAGGGGUUAUUUUUCUUCAUGUUAAACAUGAAGAAAAAUGACCCCCCCCCCCCUGUAAACAUGAAUAGAAAUUGGUUACCUCGUAUCCAAAAAAUGACUUUGAAAUUACUUAAACUUUCACUCUGUUCAACUGAUUUUGAAGUUAUAAACACCGAACUUGUAAAUAAAUCGCUGUAAUAGUUUUUCAUAUCCGUAGCAAGCACACGCAAAACACUCAGAUAUUGCCACAAAUUGAUUGUUAACAGUUACGGCACUUCUCUCGUCGACAUACGGCGGGAAAUGACGCAAAUAAGGAAAAAUUCACAAUGAGGGAAUUGUGUAAUAAUUAACGAACAAUAAUCAUGAAAGAAUAAUUGUUGUAAUGAGUAUAAGCAAUAUGCAUUAGUGAAUGAAUUGUCAAUCGAAGAAUGAUACAUGUAUUAUAAAUCUUUAUAGAAAAAGACUAAGGGGCAGGUAACGUAGGAAUAUGAAUACUUCUUAUUUACAUUUCUGGGGAAAGUAAUUUUUAAAACAAUCAUUCAGCAUUAGUUUGUUUUCUUCUACGUAAUACAUGAACAUCAAUAUUGUAAACAUUUGUUGUAAUGUUGUUUUGUGAUCAUGAGUAGACUUUAUUCUGUUGGAGCAAGUUUGUGAAGAGUACCUGACUAUAGUAAAUCUUAAUUGAUAAUAAACACUGAUCGAUCAUAAUAAGAAAAGAUUGUUUCUAAAAGCGUUGAUAAGAGGUUAGGACCCAUAUGAGGGGUUUAUAUCCCCCUUUUUUGAUCACACGAUCUUUAUUGUAUCCAAAGUUACCAAUGCUCAUAUAAACUAUUGAAGCAUUAAUCAUCUUGAUAUUAACUAAACUAAAGUAUGCCGAUGAUAAAGUAAAAUAUAUUUUCUGUACGAGUACUCUCAGUACUUUGACGAUUUUCCGUAUUGGCCGUUAACCUCUACUGGCGUAAUGGCUGCUGUCAGUGCCUACUAACUUCAGCUUGGUUAUAAUGCCUAACAGUGGAGUAAACUUUUCAUGGUUUUGGUUUCAUCAUUAAUUCUUGGUGAUGAUACCUAGCAGUUUGCAUUAUGGAAAUCCUCAUUGCGAGUAUAAUUUAUGAAAAUAUGAAAAAAAAAGACGAUGCGACGGCGAAGCGCGAAGAUGCGAAGACGAAAGUGCUAA